UCCUAUUUCAUCUUCAACUUCCUCAACUAUAAAUACCCUUAUUAGCUAAUUAAACUCAAACCAUAUAUUUAUGCACAUUCACAUAUGUGAAUGUUUUGCUUUAGCUAAGCAUUUUAUUUUAAUUCGAUCAAUCAAUAACCAAAUAUCAUACAAUUUAAUUAAGCAGAAGUGAAGUAGAAGAGAAUCAUGGAGUUUGUUGAAGAGCGUGAGAUGCAACGCGAAGGGGAAAUAGAAGAGGAUUAUGGAAACUCCGGCGCGGCGGCGGGAGGCGGCGGGAGGAAGAGCACCGGCUACGGCUAUUACUUUCGGUACAGAGAAUGCCUAAAGAACCACGCGGUGGGGAUUGGAGGGCACGCGCUGGACGGAUGCGGCGAGUUCAUGCCGGCGGGAGAGGACGGGAGUCUCGACGCGCUCAAAUGCGCCGCGUGCAAUUGCCACCGCAACUUCCACCGCAAAGUGACGGAGAGUGAGGGCUACGCGCCUCACCACCACCAAAACAACCACCAGCAGCAGCUCCUCUCGACGAAUUUCUCCUCGUACCACGGCGGGUACCUCCACGUGCCGCAGCCGCUGGCGGCGCUCCGGCGGGACGAGGAGGACAUGUCGAUGGAUCCGAGCGGCGGCGGCGGCGGGGGAGGGUCGAAGAAGCGGUUCAGGACGAAGUUCUCGGCGGAGCAGAGGGAGAAGAUGAUGGCGGUGGCGGAGCGGCUGGAGUGGCGGAUACAGAAGGAGGACGAGGCGGUGGUGCAGCAGUUCUGCGCGGAGGCGAACCUGAAGCGGCACGUGUUCAAGGUGUGGAUGCACAACAACAAGCAUACCCUGGGCAAAAAACUGCCGCAAUCCUGAUCGCCGGAAGCUUAUCUAUCGUCUCCGGCCGAUCGAUAUUCUGGCAUUGCUUCUGUAAUUAGAGAACUCAUCACCGCCGAUCAUCAUAUCAAUGAGUUGAGAUUAAUUAAGAAAUUGUUCUGCCUGCCUUAAUAUAAUUAGCUUCCUUAAUUAUAUAUAUUUAACCUAUGUAGUUAUUACUACCGGCUUCAUUUUUUUUUGUUAUCAUAUCUUAUUUGUCUCUUUCUGUAUUUAAUCUGUACUCUGCUAGAGUACCGGUCAAUCAGUUGCAAGAGAUUGAUGAGAGCAUCUCUUAUGAUUAUUAUGGAUUAUUAUAUUUAUUUAGACAAUUAAUUAAUUGUGUCUAGGGUGAUUUAGUUCUUUAAUCCGGAGUAUUUAAUCUCAAUAUAAUUUUCACGUUAAAUUUGC
Messenger RNA from Cuscuta epithymum, 1254 nucleotides. Lineage: Eukaryota; Viridiplantae; Streptophyta; Magnoliopsida; Solanales; Convolvulaceae. The record is from the annotation of a GenBank genome assembly.